CGGCGGAGCCAGCGCGGAUCGGCCCAGCAUGGAGGGGACGCGGCGCGCCCUGCUCCACCUCGCCGCCGCCUGCUGCCUGCUCUGCGCCCUGCCAGGAGAGGCUCAGAAGACAGGAGAGGCCUUGGUGUCACCAUCACCUUCUCCUAGCUCAGCGCUAACCUCACCAAGGGAAGCCCCUGCCUUCAGUCUGGUCACUACUGCCAUUCCUCAGACAAGCCUGGAGAAAAACUUGACUGCUGCAACGCUCAGCGCCACUGGGGCCCAGGCUACAGAGGUGAAUGAUGCCUUCAUCCCCACCACCUCCAUGGCAGGCUCCGAGGCAGAGAGACUGCAGGCUUCUACUGCUGCCAGUCCUGGGAACAUCACAGUCACACAUCCUGAGCAUGACAACAUGAGCUUGUCAGUCAACAGCAGCACUGAAAUCCCCUCCCCUACCUUGACUGCCAGCACUCUGGAAGAAAAGCAGCCCAGCCAUGAAGCCACAGAGCCUUUCAGCACGACUGAAGAAGCGGAUGAUGCCAGCAGUGCAACCCCCACGCCUCCUCUGAACACUGUGCCGGCAACAACUAACAGCUCUCAGUCAGGGCUUUUGGAUGGGCAGACCCUGGGGUCCACAGCAGCAAGGUCUGAAACCAAGCCAGGAACGAGCCCUGUGGGUGCCACAGAGGAGAGCACCGUGGAGCCCAGAACUUCCUCUGCUCCCAUCUCCACUGUACGGAGCACAUCCUCUGCUGCUGCCUCCAGUGCUGUGCCAGGAACACCCCUUGUGAGCAGCUCCACACCUGCCAGCACAGCUGCCAUCCCCACCAGCACACCCACACUGGCACAGUCAUUGGAGCCCAGGCACGAGAAGGCUUCUGUGGUGAAUGUUGGUGAUGAUGACAAUUCAGAGCUACCCAGUUUGGCUGGCAAAACGAGGGCUGAUCCCUUGGUAAUCACUGUGAUCUCCGUCUUCAUUGUCAUGGUGGGCAUUCUGGGCCUGGUGGGCUUCUUGCGAUACCGCCAGCACAACAACCGCAUGGAAUUCCGGCGCCUGCAGGACCUGCCCAUGGUCCCUCUCCUUCCAUCCAAGGUUUGAAUCAAGACAGCAAGUCUCAAGGCUGGGCACUAAAGAAGCUCUCUGCCUUCCCCUCACUCUGCAGGGGAAUGCUGAGAGGUUAGAGAGAGGAAGGCGAGCUCCAUCCAGGCUUGUCCUGAAAUGACACCUUCCUAACCUCUCCUCCUGUUUUCUGAUAUAUUUGCUUUGUAACUAUGACAAAGCAGAUUUUAUGCUUUGUUCCAGGGAGGUUGUCUGUUUGUCUGUCUGUGUUUGACCCUUUGGGAAUAUAAAAAUAUAUGAGGGUUCCAGAGGCUGGACUAGCUCUGGGGAAGCUGCAAAUAACUCCCUGAACUUUCUGGGAUAGAGGAGUACUGCAGCUAGCAAGCAAGCUGAUGCUGUUUCAAGCUGAGUGGAGUUUUCAACAGCCACAGUUUUCCACAUCCCUUCAGCAGGCAGGCAGUUCCUGCACACACCUCUUCUCUCCAAAUGCUGCAGCAGGAGGGAGACUGACAGUUCAAAGAUCCAGGAACUGCACAGUGACAGCAUUUAGGUGGAUGGAUGGGCAGAUGGCCACAGUGUGAUGGUGUGGCUGAGAAAGCUGUGCUGCCUGCACAGGCUGGGACCAUGAUGCCAUCGUGCAGACAUCUCAUUAAAGCACCCUCUUCUCUGCUUCUAGGAUGACAUGAUGGAGGACACCCCUCUCUCCCUCUACAGCUACUAGGCAACCAGGCUGUCCACUGCCUAGAG
Molecule: messenger RNA, 1786 nt
Organism: Catharus ustulatus (Swainson's thrush)
Lineage: Eukaryota; Metazoa; Chordata; Aves; Passeriformes; Turdidae
Product: flocculation protein FLO11-like
Exons: 5
Coding region: 29-1078 (349 amino acids)
Source: RefSeq, a predicted model, not a curated record